AUGGGCUUUGUCAUCUGUGCAGCGGUGGGCCUGCUGUUCGCCGUCCUCAUGCCGAUAGUGGGGCUCUUCUUCUGCAUGUGUCGCUGCUGUGACAACUGCGGCGGCGAGAUGCACCAGCGCCAGAGGAAGAAUGCAGACUGCCAGCGUGGCCUGUUGGGAACAUUACUCUUCUCCACCUCGCUGGUCAUCACGAUUGGAGUUCUGUGUGCGUACGCUGCCAACCAGAACCUCAGCUCUCAGGUGAAGAGCGUCCGACGGCUGGUCAACAGCAACAUGAGGGACCUGCACACCUUCGCCAACGACACGUCGAUGCAAAUCGAUUACCUAAUAUCUCGGUACGCCACAGCCAAGAACAAAGUCAUCUAUGACCUAGAUAAUGUAGGUCCGAUACUGGGUGGAAGGCUGCAUGAACAGCUGGAUAAGGAGGUUCAUCCUGCCUUGGAUCAGGUGCUGAACAUGGCUGGAGCCAUGCGAGAAACCAAGGAGGCCCUGGAGAACGUCAGCGCAUCUCUAGUGGUGCUGCAGGAAGGAGUGGGGAGACUGGACUUCAACCUGAGCCAAGUCCGCAGCAGGAUCAACCGCACGCUCGACGACCCCGGCUGCCGGGACGAAGACUCGGACGCCACCACGGCCCAGCUGUGCCACAACAUCCGCCGGUCUCUGUCCCAGCUGCAGAUCAGUGCCAACUUCACCCGGCUUCCAGAUGUGAACCCUCAGCUGGAAAAGAUGAACAACGUCAUGAGAACAGAUCUGAGCUCGGUUGUCCAAAGGGGUUUCUCCUCGUUGAAUGACACUCCACAGACGGUGAUAGAGCAAACCAGAAGUGUCGUCAGCAGUGUGCAGAAUUUGAUGGAUGGGAUCGGCAAAAACAUCAGCAGCUUUUCCAGAGCUUUCCCCGUGCAGACCUGUCUGUCCAACUUCACCAUCUUCAUCAACCACGUGCACGCAAAGAUCGAAGACUACUACCCUGAAAUUGACAAACUGGACUUUUACAGAUGGAUCGGCUGCAUCGCUCUCUGCUGCAUGGUGGUCCUGGUCUUGGCCUUCAACUACCUGGGCCUGCUGUGCGGCACUCUGGGAUACGACAAGCACGCCUCACCUACGACACGUGGAUGCGUCUCGAACACGGGCGGAACGCUUCUCAUGGCUGGUGUUGGAUUUAGCUUCAUUUUCUCCUGGGUGCUGAUGGGAGUGGUGACCGCCAUCUUCUUGGCUGGAGGGAACAUGGAGAAGCUGAUCUGUGAGCCGUUCCACACCAAAGAGCUCUUCAAGGUUGUGGACACGCCUUAUUUAAUCAACCCUGAGUGGAAGAAUUUCAUCCCCGGCUACAUGUACAAUGACUCCAACUUAGAGCUGACAGUAGAAAGUCUGUACAGUACCUGCAAAAAGAACAGAGGCAUCUACUCCGCCAUGCGUCUGGACAAAGUCUUCAACAUUUCUUCUUUCUUGAACACAACGCUGUUUACUAAAGAUGUGGUGAGGCAGCUGGAGAGCGUCAGGAUUGACCUGAGAGGGAUAACCCUGUUAGAGGCCGAAGGGAAGCAGAACCUCCGGGACUUCUCUGAAGCAGGACUGUCAGAGAUCAACUACGCCGACUACCUGGAAGAGGUGAAUAAAGGAGUAACGGCAGUCGAUGUGCUCUCAUUCGCCAAAGAACUGGAGUCUCAAACAGACCUCAUGCCCAGGGGACCUCUGCAGACGGCUCUCAAAGGCCAUGUCAGCUCUCUGAGGCAGAUCCACAGACAGCAGAUCGUUCCGAUGGAGCAAGCCAUGAGUGCGUUGAACCAGAGCAUGAGGUUCCUGGAGAGAACAGCCUCAGAUCUUCCGAACAAAGUUAUUGCUGUCCUCGAUGCCAUCGAAGCCGCUCAGUACCUCAUCUCCCAGAAUGCCACACUUUUAAUCAAUCAGGAAACGAGAAGAUAUACAGCAACCAUCAUUGGUUACUUCAGUCAAUACAUAGAAUGGAUCAAAACGUCUCUGGCCCUGGAGGUGGCACAGUGCAAGCCCUUCAGCAACAUCCUGGACACGGCCGAGAUCAUGACCUGCAGUUUCUUGGUGGACUCCAUGAACGCCUUCUGGAUGGGCCUGGGCUGCAGCACGCUCUUUCUGCUCCCCAGUGUCAUACUGGCAGUGAAACUGGCCAAAUACUACCGCAGGAUGGACACAGAGGACGUUUACGAUGAUACUGUUGAACACUGGAGCUAACGUACACCCAGCUGCUUGUUUCUACAUUUUGUCCAACUGGAGGACUCUCAAGCGAAGCUGGUUUCUUUACAACAAAGGAAGAACACUAAACUAAACAUCCUGCAGAUGUUUCCUUCAAAGAUCC
Molecule: messenger RNA, 2329 nt
Organism: Nematolebias whitei (Rio pearlfish)
Lineage: Eukaryota; Metazoa; Chordata; Actinopteri; Cyprinodontiformes; Rivulidae
Gene: prom1a
Product: prominin 1a
Exons: 22
Coding region: 1-2205 (734 amino acids)
Cellular component (GO): cilium; microvillus; cell surface
Molecular function (GO): cholesterol binding
Source: RefSeq, a predicted model, not a curated record